Blastocystis hominis is the source of this 1131-nucleotide messenger RNA. RefSeq lists its product as hypothetical. Gene Ontology annotation, molecular function: hydrolase activity, acting on acid anhydrides, in phosphorus-containing anhydrides; DNA helicase activity; damaged DNA binding. NCBI's taxonomy places the organism in Eukaryota, Bigyra, Opalinata, Blastocystidae. Gene Ontology annotation, cellular component: nucleus. The transcript has 7 exons. Gene Ontology annotation, biological process: positive regulation of mitotic recombination; transcription by RNA polymerase II; nucleotide-excision repair. The record is from RefSeq and is a predicted model, not a curated record. Bases 1 to 1131 code for a protein of 376 amino acids.
AUGCUUGUCGAGCCCCCCUUUGUCUCAUCAAAUCAAUGGAACAAAAACUUUGUCGCGUCCCAGCGCGUGCUAAAACUCAUCUGCUGCGAUGCUGGCUAUGUGAUGCAGCCUCUUUUCGCCGCAUUUAAGCACAUCAUCAUCACCAGCGGAACCCUCUCUUUAGAUCUGUAUCCUAAACUGCUCCAGUUCCAUCCGCUCGUCGCCAAGUCCAUCUGCAUCGACCGGAAUUCGCAUCUCUGCCCUGUCGUCGUCUCUCGCGGAAACGAUCAGGGGCGAAUGACCGUCACAAACGCGAUGGAGGUUCCGGACACGAAGCCGUCGAGCUCCCUGUCUGCGAAGAGCGAUGUGAAGCUUUCCAGCAAGUACACGCUUCGAGCCAACAAUCAAGUCGCUGUGUCAUAUGGGUCUUUGCUGGUGGAAAUGGCUCGCGUGGUUCCUGACGGAAUUAUCUGCUUCUUCACGAGCUAUUCGCACAUAUCCAACCCUUUUUUAAUAUGGAAUCGUUGCCUGUUUCUGUGCGAAUGGGACGCGCAUGGCGUGAUUCGGGACAUUUACAACUACAAACUGCUUUACAUUGAGAGUCGAGAUAUCAAUGAGAGCAACGUCGCUGUCCAGAACUAUCGAAAGUCGUGCGAUGAAGGAAAGGGAGCCGUUUUGUUGUGCGUAGUUCGGGGACAUAUUUCAGAGGGAGUCCAUUUUAACGAUCAUUAUGGUCGAUGCUGCAUUCUGAUGGGAGUUCCUUUCUUAAACACGCUGUCCAAGGAGCUCAAUCAGAAGUGCGAAUACCUUCGAUAUCAGUACGAUGUGGAUAAAAACGACUAUCAAAUCUGCGAUGCGAUUCGGCAAAGCGCUCAGUGCGUGGGAAGAACCAUUCGAAAUAAGAACGACUACUCGUUCGUGAUCUUCGCGGACUAUCGGUAUGAUUUGGUGGAUCAUUCGAGUCGACUUCCCGAGUGGAUUCAGCAACAACUUCCUCCUGCCCACCACAAUCUCUCGGUGGAGAUGGCCGUGAUCACAGCGCGCACGUUCUUUAAGAAGAUGGCGAGGCACGACGCCGAUACGCAGCCGCGCACCUUGACCGUUGAGACCCUUCCGCGCUACAUUUACGAGCGCGGGCUUUAUUCUGUUUGA